UGUGCAUGUGGAUGCAUGUUAGAGUAUGCACACUGCAGUUCUUUCACUUUUCCAUCCCUUGGUGCGUUUGUGGGGUUAGAUAAGCUGCAUCCUGAUCUCCUACCAACUGUUAUCCAAACCUGCAUCUUCAGCAAUCUUCAUCAGCUGGAAGUCACAUCAGCAACUCAUCAGCCAAGUGGAGGAAUGUUCCUGCAGCUCCGGUUGUAGUCUGCACAGUCUGGGGUGAGAUGGGCUCAGAGGAGCGCAGUUCUGCCAUGUCACAGAAGAUCUCCUCCCUGUCACGCAGCAACAGCAGCUCCUCAUCCAAACAUGACAGCCGACAGGACAGCUGGGAAAUAGUGGAGGGCCUACGUGGAGGCUUCAGCAAUGUCCAGGAACCUCAGAAACAAGAGGGCUACAUGUUAAAGCGGAGAAAGUGGCCCAUGAAGGGCUGGCAUAAGAGAUACUUUUUCCUGGACAAGGGCAUUUUGAAGUAUGGCAAGUGCAACGCUGAUAUCGAGAAGGGAAAGCUGCACGGUUGUAUUGAUGUGGGUCUCUCUGUCAUGGCUAUUAAGAAGAAAGCCAAGUGCAUUGAUCUUGAUGCUGAGGAAAACAUUUAUCACCUGAAGAUUAAGUCACAAGAGCUGUUUGAUGAAUGGGUGUCCAAACUGCGUCACCAUCGAGUCUACCGGCAAAAUGAGAUUGCUAUGUAUCCUAACGAGAAGGCCUUCUUCUACCCACACUACCCUUCCCCCAACUCCCCGGGUGUGGUGGAGAAUGCCUCUAUUAGAAAGUGCAUGUCUAUACGUAGACAGUCCACUGUGCAUUCUGCAGGAGCCUUCCCUGUUGGCUGCAACAGUCAGGCCAAGGUAGCCGCUUGGCUCCAGUCUUCUGAUGACAUGGACAAGUGCUCAAAAGACUUAUCGGUAUGUGAGGCCUACCUGCUGGAGCUCACCCACCUACUGCAGAGUAUGGAAGUCCUCCACCGCACAUAUUCAGCUCCAUCUAUUCAGGCUCUGCAGGCAUCUACAUUUGAAAGCCCUAAAAAAGAAAAAAGACUCCAGAGGAAAUGGCGCACUAAAAACUACAACAAAGACGUCAAAACCACUUUGCAGGUUCCCAGCUGCAUUUCCUCUGGAUCUAUACGCCUACAUGCCUCGAACCCCAACCUCUCCACUGCUGCUCUGGCCAAUGAUAAAGCUGAUCCUGAAUCUCUGGAUUCUCCUUUUGACGUGGCAAAGCUGCAGGAGGACUUCUGCCGUGUUGCCUCCAACUUGCACACCACAAUGAAGUCAGCGUUAGCUUCACUAACAUCGGAAAGAGAGAGAUUAAGACAGUGUGCGGACUUUGAAACCUGCCCCCCUACCUCACCACAGGUCGUUGGAUUGAAGAAUGCACUGGCGACGGCUUUAGCCCAGAACACUGAGCUGAGAGAGCGCCUGUGCAAGAUUCACGCUGAGUCCCACAUCGUAGAGCCCACACUAAUAAAUCUCACUGCCCCUGUGCAGAAACAGGAAUCUGUGGAUGAAUCCCGUCCCCUCAUACACCAGGUUUCCAACGAGAGCCGAGCUUCGAUCGCAGAGUCUUUAUCCGAGUUCUUUGAUGCACAGGAAGUUCUGUUGUCUGCCAGUUCAUCUGAAAAUGAGGUGUCAGAAGAUGACUCAUACAUCAGUGACAUUAGUGACAACAUUUCCAUGGACAACUUCAGCAAUGAGACGGAAAGUGAGAGACCAAACUCAGGCUCUGUGGAAGAAGGCACCGUCCUCUACCAGCGUCGUUCCUGUCUGCCCUCACCCUGCCCCAACAACAGCACCAUCAGCCUGUGGAAUAUCCUCAGGAACAACAUCGGCAAAGAUCUGUCCAAAGUGGCAAUGCCGGUGCAUCUAAAUGAGCCCCUCAACACCCUGCAAAGACUGUGUGAAGAGCUGGAGUACAGUGAGCUGUUGGACAGAGCUGCAAACACACAAGACCCCUUUGAACGCAUGGUGUACAUCGCCACGUUCGUUGUGUCAGGUUAUGCAUCCAGCUACUACAGAACUGGGGGGAAGCCUUUCAACCCCGUCCUUGGAGAGACAUAUGAAUGCGACCGGCCAGACAGAGGCUUUCGAUUUAUUGCAGAACAGGUCAGCCAUCACCCUCCGAUCUCAGCUUGUCACGCAGAGUCUAAAAACUUUACCUUCUGGCAAGACGUGAGGUGCAAGAACAAGUUCUGGGGAAAGUCAAUGGAGAUCGUUCCCGUAGGCACCACACAUGUCACUCUGCCGGGAUUUGGAGACCAUUAUGAGUGGAAUAAGGUGACAUCAUGUGUCCACAACAUCCUAAGCGGACAGCGCUGGAUUGAGCACUACGGAGAGAUCUCAAUCAGAAACAACAGUAGUGAUGUUUGUCAGUGCAAGAUCACUUUUAUUAAGGCCAAAUACUGGAAUUCCAGUGUGAACGAGAUAGAGGGAACUAUCACAGAUCAAAAAGGGAAGGUCAUCCGCAGACUGUUUGGAAAGUGGCAUGAAGCAGUUUUCUGUGGGGACCCGCCAUCAGCCACAUGCAUCUGGAGAGCAAGUGCAAUUCCUGUGGACUAUGAACAGUACUACGGCUUCACUAAGUUUGCAGUGGAGCUGAAUGAGCUGGACCCCACACUGAAACUGCUGCUACCACCCACAGACACCAGGCUACGAGUGGACCAAAGACUGCUGGAGGAGGGGAACUUAGAGGAGGCAGAGGAGCAGAAGCAGAGGAUUGAACAGAUGCAGAGGGAGCGGCGCAGAGUCCUGGAGGAGAACAACGUUGCACAUCAACCCAAAUUCUUCAGGAAGUCCAAGGAUGACACCUGGGUGACCAACAACACAUACUGGGAGCUGAGAAAGGACCCUGGCUUCACCCACAUAGAUUUCCCGAUGCUGUGGUGACCCCUGAACUACACACCACGUACAUUUCAAGCUGCACAGCCUCUACUGUGACCCAGACUGGUUCUGGUGAUAUCAUACCAUUCACAUUCGGUCCUUGUCUUCUUCGUUGCAAUUCAUCAAGUAUUGCCUUAAUUGCAAGUGCUUAUCUAGGUUGUGUAAACAUGUUUAUGCAAGUAUAUUAUGAGAAUGUUGAUAAAUUUAUGAAAAUCUUCAUAUAGUGAGAAAUAUUACAAAUGAAAAUAGAGAAGGGAUCAUUUUUAUAACUGCUCCUCACAAGCUUAAAAUGUAAUGUGAACAACUGGUCACUUUAUCUGUUGUGUUAUCAUUCUCUACCUCUGAGAUAAACUAGCCUUGUUAUGCCAUUGAAUACAUACACACAUUACUCUGCACCUGCCUGAUGCCUUACUCGUAUACUCAUAUUGUUUUAUUUAUUUAGUUGCAUUGCUGUUGUAAAGACAAUGUUUUGUUAAAAUUCUUAUGAGGGAUUUCAUAGUCAUUACUAUGUUUUUCUUUGUCUCAACGCAAAAAAUACUGCUUUUUUGCUAUGAUUAUGUGAAUGAUUGUGCUAUGAGCAGCUGUAGCAGGAAUCUAAUCCAGUCAUUUUUUUCUCUUCAUCCACUGCACUGUUGUCUCUCUGGACUUUGGACUUUGAGACUGAAGAGUCCAAAACUUUGCUCCAUGAGCUCCAAUAAAGUCAUCAAUGGA
Molecule: messenger RNA, 3587 nt
Organism: Sphaeramia orbicularis (orbiculate cardinalfish)
Lineage: Eukaryota; Metazoa; Chordata; Actinopteri; Kurtiformes; Apogonidae
Gene: osbpl3b
Product: oxysterol binding protein-like 3b
Exons: 23
Coding region: 228-2882 (884 amino acids)
Cellular component (GO): perinuclear endoplasmic reticulum; plasma membrane; cytosol
Molecular function (GO): cholesterol binding
Source: RefSeq, a predicted model, not a curated record